AGUUCACGGAUGAGCGCCCUUCCCAGUGGAUGAUGUCAUGGGCUCUGUCUCAAAUCCUAGUCAGCAGCCUGCCCUGAGAACGAGCACGAAAGCUGCGCGCGCCUCGAAACGCGAUCUAACGGGCGGCGGACGAGGCUUUGAGACACGGCCCCGGUGUUUGGGAGUGAAGCGCUCGCUCAGAUCAGUUCCAGUGAGGGGCGGAGGAGGGCAUAACGGCAGAGUGCGUGUGGGCUUCGUGUUUAUUUUUGCCCUCGGAGUUGCGUUGUUUCACACCCAGAUAAAGCAAACGCUUCUUGAUUUGAAAUGUAGCUUUUAGCGGACUUUUCCCCUUGCAAAAAUAAAUGGACGCCGCAGUGAAAUCGGAGGCUGGUGCUCCGCUCUCUCAUUCGCGAGUGGGAUGAAUCUCUGAAGCCGCCGGACGGUCCGUGUCUUCGGCGAUGCCUCCGCAGGGAGGUGGAGAGUACAAGCCCGCUCCAGGUGCGCUGGUGCCGCCGGUUCCCCCGAGGAGAUUCCGCGGCAGAGAUCUGUCAUCCGCCGUGAAGAGCCGCUUCGGGGCGGCAGCGGAGCGCAGGGUGAAGUGCGUGCUGGUUGGUGAUGGUGCAGUGGGUAAAACUAGUCUCAUUGUGAGCUAUACCACCAAUGGAUAUCCCACCGAGUAUGUUCCAACAGCGUUUGACAACUUUGCAGCGGUUGUAGCUGUGGAUGGCAAGCCUGUGAAACUUCAGCUUUGUGACACAGCCGGUCAGGAUGAGUUUGACAAGCUCCGGCCGCUGUGCUACACCAAUGCUGACGUCUUCUUGCUCUGCUUCAGUGUGGUAAGUCCCUCCUCUUUCCAGAAUGUGAGGGAGAAGUGGGUGCCUGAGAUCCGCCGGCACUGCCCGAGGGCACCAAUACUGUUGGUGGGCACUCAGGCUGACCUGAGGCAAGAUGUCAAAGUGCUCAUCCAACUGGCCCAGUACAAGGAACGACCCGUGGACCCCCAAGAGGCGUGUGUGUGUGCUGAGGAAGUACAGGCCGUCUCGUACAUGGAGUGCUCAGCGCUCACCCAGAAGAACCUCAAGGAGGUGUUUGACACGGCUAUAGUGGCCAGCAUCCAGUACUCGGACAGCCAGCAGCAGAAAAGGCUGAAGAAGCGGACGCCCGAUAAAAUGAGGAAGCUCUCCGAGUCCUGGUGGAAGAAAUACUGCUGUUUGGCAUAGACUCGAGAAUAUGAUUGCAUACUGUUGAUAUGAAUGCGGUUAGACUGGAACUGGCUUUUUUUGGGAUAGAAAUGGACACUGAUCCAUCUGCUUUUUGAGACUGUGUUAGUGGAUUAACCGGAGCACACAUGGCCGUGAAAUUAAUUGGACAUUUUUAGAAAAUCAGCCAGCUCUUGUGAUGAAAUGGAAAGAUUCAUAGAGACUCUGAGUUGUCUGCUACAUUUUUAGGAUCUGCUCUUCAUUUGGAAAGUCCCAAGUUAACCUCAAAUGCUUACGUGAACAAUCCAGGGCGAGAGUCAUCUUUCUUUCUUUACCUUAUCUCUGUUGAAGAGGGUUUCAAGUGGACUUAAGGGUUGUUUUUCAAUCAAAUAUCUAGCUGAGUCUGCCAGAACUUUCCUUCUUCAUUUAGACACUGUGAAAAGCAACCUGGCCCGUCUCAGCAUAUUGUUGGUGUUUUAAUACUUCUUUUGCUUAUGGAAUUGGAUCACUUCCCUCAUCUUGGAGAAGAAGUGAUCAAGAGCGGGUUCGGUCUGAUAUACUCAAGUGCUCCUUUUGUGUAUCUGUCAAAGCAUUAAGUGUGAUGUAGAGUACAAGCAGAUGUCUGUACGCACUAUCAACUUGACGUCACUGACAUUUACCUUGUUGUCCUGUGAGGGUGAAUGAUUGUCCAUUUUAGAGACAGCGGGACGCUGGCACAUCUCUCCAGGCUGUCUUGUUUACAUUUGGAGUUAAGUCCAGACCCAAACAUGCUGUGAGGUCAGGGUCUUUGAGUGUAAGCGAGUACACUUAGCAGGCCAGUUGGAUUGUAUAUCUGGUCAUUGAACCUGAAGCUUCAUCAAAAACAGUUUUGAGUGAAGCAUUUCAGUCAGAGGAGUCUGACUGAGUCAGAUUUUAUUGGGUAUGUAUAGGAAUGUACACUAAUGUUUAUAAGUUUGGGGUUGGUAGGAUUUUUUUAACAUUUGUAAAAGAAGUCUCUUUUUCUCACCAAGAUUGCAUUUAAUAAGUACAGUAAAAAAAAUAAGCAAUAGUGUAAAAUACAAUUACGAUUUUAAAAUAACUGUUUUCUUAUUUAAUAUAUUUUAAAAUAUAAUUUAUUCCUGUAAUGACAAAGCUGAAUUAUCACACAAUCCCUCAGAAAUCAUUCUAUUAUGCUGAUUUGGUGAUUUUCCCUUUAAUUAAUCUUUGCUGAAUAAAAUGUAUUAGGGGCUUUAAAAAUCGUACUAACCCCAAACAUGAACGUUAGCAUGUGUUGCACAUUUUCAAAGAUGGAAAAACUUUUUCAGUGCACAGGUUUCAUCCAGAAAUUAUUAUGGCUGACAUUGCUUUUCAGUUUCUGUUAGAACAAGGCAAUACAUAUUUUUUGAUACUUCAUGCCUUUGCAAUUUUUGGCACUAUAUAUAGGUGAAAUUUGUACAUUAAUACACCACUAGUGGCAUCAAAUGAAAUGGUAAUCUUAUCAAUCUCUUUAUCAUUCAGGGCUAUUAGUAUUUCUUUAUGAUCAAGUAAAGGUUUUUUUUUUUUUUUUUCCCAAUUAUGUUUCAAAUUAUUUACUUAUUAAUUAAAUACAGUUAUUUUGAAAACUGUGGAUGUUAGUGGUGCAGACAUGACACGUUAACAAACAUUUUUUACAAACAGAUCUUUAAAAAAAAGCUAUUUUUCCAUAUUUGCUUGAAUGCAUUUGGCACACAGUUUUAUCCAAAGCAACUUGCAUUGCAUUUACGGCAUGUAUUCCCUGGGAAUCAAACCCAUGACCUUGACAUUGCUAGUCACUACUCUUUAAACUCUACUUCUACAUUUGUCUCCCCUAAAGGAUGACGUCAGCCACGUCACGCUUUGAUAAGCACUGCAGUCCUGUCGUAAAAAUAAUCCUUUAUAAAAUACGUGGAGUGCUGCUCCAGGGCAAACUGCACUUUUUAUCAGGCUUCUACAUCGGAUGAACUGGAAAAGUCACCUGCUGCUAUGCAAAAUGUGAAUGAGCAUAAGCUGAAAGACAGUGAGGAAAAGUUAAUGUUUCACCGCAUAAUCUGGGGUUGGUGUGCAAGUAUCUCUAACGUCGCUAGUGGCAAACAUUUUUCUUUCAUGAGCACAGAAUAGACCAAGAAUGAAAUCAAGAUGAGUUUUGUGUUCGCCACUUGUAAUGUUAGACUGUUCCAGAAUGUGGCGAGGCAUUGAGAAAGAAGUGAGUAAGUUAGUGGCUCUGAGCAAGUGAUUACAGUGCUGUAAACUGCAAGUGUUGAAGGUGGCAUAGCGAGAGUUGAAACCCAAACCAAACAGUUAUAUUGAUAUAAAAAUCCAUUAAUUAAGAUUCUAUAAUGAAAGGAGGCGUAUUGUAACAGUACGUUGUAUUUAAUCUUUUAUCAAGAAGUAUUUUUGUGAUGUUUCAUAUAUUGUUAAUCUCUUGUUGCGAGAACAGGCCUUAAGUUCAGACUGACCAAAGCAUACGAGCGCUCCAGUGCUGUGCACUUUCACAGGGCUGGAUCAAUUACUGAGAGGUUUUUGACAAGUCGCCAAACUAUCACUUCAAACACUCAGCGUGUUUAUUCGCCGCUUUGAUUUGCUCGUGAGUUGCAUUGCAGUGUUGUAUAUUUUCUGUGAGUGAGCUCACUGCUGCCGCGGCCCACCAGACGGAACUGUUCAGGAUCUGGUGGUCAUUCAGACAAAGCUGACAUGCAAUAACAGAGACCUCCCUGUAGAUUGUUAUCUUUCUCAGAAUAAAUAUACUUUUUGUCUA
Puntigrus tetrazona (Sumatra barb) is the source of this 3930-nucleotide messenger RNA. It is a transcript of the gene rhoua, whose product is annotated as ras homolog family member Ua. The coding region runs from base 438 to 1199 and encodes 253 amino acids. Gene Ontology annotation, biological process: small GTPase-mediated signal transduction. NCBI's taxonomy places the organism in Eukaryota, Metazoa, Chordata, Actinopteri, Cypriniformes, Cyprinidae. Gene Ontology annotation, molecular function: GTPase activity; GTP binding. The record is from RefSeq and is a predicted model, not a curated record. The transcript has 3 exons.